Messenger RNA from Lodderomyces pseudojiufengensis, 642 nucleotides. It is a transcript of the gene HPT1, whose product is annotated as hypoxanthine phosphoribosyltransferase. Gene Ontology annotation, biological process: XMP salvage; hypoxanthine metabolic process; IMP salvage. The transcript has a single exon. Gene Ontology annotation, molecular function: hypoxanthine phosphoribosyltransferase activity. The coding region runs from base 1 to 642 and encodes 213 amino acids. The record is from RefSeq and is a predicted model, not a curated record. Lineage: Eukaryota; Fungi; Ascomycota; Pichiomycetes; Serinales; Debaryomycetaceae. Gene Ontology annotation, cellular component: cytoplasm.
AUGGCUGAUGAUAAAAUGUAUAUAUCGUACAAUAAUGUACAUCAAUUAUGUCAAGAAUCUGCUGAUAAAAUUAAACAAUUCAAGCCAGAUUUAAUCAUUGCCAUUGGUGGUGGUGGGUUUAUACCAGCUAGAAUGUUACGAUCAUUUUUGAAAGAACCAGGUCAACCAAAUGUUAGAAUUAUGGCUAUCAUAUUAUCAUUGUACGAAGAAAUCAUAAAUUCAGAUGGAGUUGAAGAAAAACCGGGCACUAAAGUAGUUAGAACACAAUGGAUAGAUUAUAAUCAAUCUAAAGUUGAUCUAGUUGGUAAAAACAUUUUAAUUAUUGAUGAAGUUGAUGAUACUAGAACCACUUUACAUUACGCAGUCAGUGAAUUGAAAAAGGAUGUUAAGGAACAAAGUGAAGCUCAAGGUAAAGAUCCAAAUUCAACCAAAUUUGGUAUAUUCGUUCUACACGAUAAGAUUAAAACCAAAAGAGCAGAAUUACCUGAUGAUAUUAUGAAAACUGGUAAUUAUUUUGCUGCCAGAACAGUUCCUGAUUGUUGGAUUGCUUAUCCUUGGGAAUCUACUGAUAUCGUUUAUCAUCAAAAAAGAGCUGAAGAGCAAGGUAAUGAUGUAUUUUUACCAUCCACCACAAAGGAGUAG